UUGAGGCAGUCGUCAGUCGAUACGAGACGCGGGAAGGGUCGCGCGGCUGCAUUGCACGCACAAAUACAUUAUUUUACGAAUCUACAGAGCAGUGAUAAGUGAAAAAUGCCUAAUAUUAUAAACGAAGUGAAAUUAGACUUCAAAGAUGUAUUAUUACGACCAAAAAGGAGCACGCUAAGAAGCAGAAAUGACGUUGAUUUGUACCGAGAGAUCACAUUCCGCAACUCUGGCCAGACCUACAAAGGAGUCCCAGUCAUGGCCAGCAACAUGGACACCGUGGGAACAUUUGAAAUGGCACAGGAACUGUCAAAGCACGGACUAUUCACGUGUAUCCACAAAUACUAUUCCAUUGACGACUGGAAGAAGUUCGCAACAGAACAUCCAGAGUGUCUGGAACAAAUGGCGGCCAGUUCGGGAACAGCGGAAGCAGACUUCGAGCGUCUAGCAGAGAUUCUGAACACUGUUAAAGACCUGAAGUUUAUCUGCCUGGACGUGGCCAACGGGUACUCACAGCACUUUGUGGAGUACGUGCGGCGAGUGAGGGCCGCAUUCCCCACACACACUAUUAUUGCUGGUAACGUAGUCACUGGAGAGAUGGUUGAGGAACUUAUUCUAUCUGGGGCAGAUAUCAUCAAGGUGGGUAUAGGCCCAGGGUCUGUAUGCACGACACGCAUCAAGACAGGUGUGGGCUACCCGCAGCUGUCCGCCGUCAUCGAGUGCGCAGACGCAGCGCACGGACUCAAGGGACACAUCAUAUCUGACGGUGGUUGCACAUGUCCCGGUGACGUAGCGAAGGCGUUCGGUGCGGGCGCGGACUUCGUGAUGGCGGGCGGCAUGUUCGCGGGACACGACCAGUGCGGGGGCGACGUCGUGGCCACGGCUGAUGGGAGGAAGGUCAAGCUAUUCUACGGCAUGUCGUCAUCCACGGCCAUGCUGAAGCAUUCCGGAGGCGUUGCGGAGUACAGGUCUUCGGAAGGUAAGACAGUAGAAGUGGAAUACCGUGGGGACGUCGGGGUCACGGUCAAGGACAUCCUGGGCGGGCUGAGGUCAGCCUGCACGUACGUAGGGGCAGCACACCUGAGGGAGCUGCCCCGGAGAGCCACCUUCAUCCGCUGCUGCAGGCAGGUCAACGAUACAUUCUCUUAAUCUUAAUAGCAGGACAUAUUAAGUGGGUAUUGGAUCUUUUUUAAAUGUUUUUUUUCUUUAAACUGACCAAAUAUUUUGUUUCACGGAAGAUAUUUGCUUUUUUUUGUAUUUCAUUUUAAAUACGGACGUGAUAACAGAUCCAUUUUAUCUAUGAGAAGAGACCGGAAAGAGAAAUAGCUUUUUAUAAUUUAAAUUGAUUAAAUCACAAGGAUGCUGUGUCGUUGGCUUAACUAUAAACUCCAGAAUGUUCUUUAUUAACCUUAAAAUGGUUUUUGGGAUAGUCAAGAUAGAUGUGAAAAGUGUGACAAGAAUGCCCGGGCAUUUUGGAAACCUUUUCUUCUCCAAAGGUAAUCAAUCCUGUAGAGAGUAUUCAUAGAAAUUUUGUCUACGACAAUGUCUUGGAGAAAGUUUUUCUAUUCUAUUUUGAUGUAGAAUUUUUAAAAUGCCCGGACAUUUUUGUUUCGCCUUGCAAGAAUAUUUAGAAAACGUGUAAUCCCAGAUUUUUCAACAUCAUUUCCAAAUAAAUAAAUUGUUAAUGUAAAGAAUAUCUUACAUCUCUUACUUAUAAGCUUAAGGUAUUCAGCUAAACGCGAGAAAAUCUAAAAUGUUUACUUAAAAUCUCAUUGUAUGUAGAAAAAUAAAUUUUAAAUUUAAUCACUUAAAUAGCUAAAGCAAUCAAUUAAGACGUGGCCUCGGAAUCAGCAAGACUGAUAUUGACAUUGUAUACCGUGAUUCAAAUAACAAUAGGUAUGGUUUUCGGCCAUAUUGGAAUUCCUUCGACUUUUGCAAAUCUUAAAAAAAACCGUACGAACUUGCUUUAAGGAGCUUUCAUUCGAUAAUACUAAUGAUUUUAAACAAUUCUAUUUAACAAUAUAUUUUUAGUUAGUCUAUAAAGAUGGAAUUAUAAUGCCUAUUCUUAUUUGAAUCGAUUUGUAUGUGUUUUAUUGUUUAUUGUUAAAUUGUUAACACAGAUUGUUAAUUGCUUUCAUCGACUACUAUUUGAUAUCUCAAAUCACAACAAUAAGGCUAAAACCAAAGAUCAGAAGAUUGUAGAGUAAACUUAAAUAUUUUAUGCACAUCCAUACCCAGGACUGCGACUGCUUAAAACAGUCAAAUUUUCUCAGACUAUUUUCCCAUAAAACAUAUGUACUGUCAAGACGAGGAACGACACUUUCGCAAGAAACGACAAUUUGACAAAUGACACUUCCAUAUAUUGCACACUUUGCCUCAUUUUGAUUAUAUGCUAAAGUGGCCAAUCAUAUUCUAGAUAACUUAAAGCGGAAGUGACGUUCCGUUUCAAGAUCUAACAAACAGUGACAGCUUUAGAAGGUCAAAAUUUACAUUUGACAAAGUGUCGUUAACCAUUACGUGCAUUGUCCUUAAUAUAUAAGUGGUGUCGUUGUGCAUAAGUUUACUCCACAAAAUGUUCUGAAAUGUUUAUAUCAUACAAAGCUUAACGCUGGUGCUAUUUUAAUCUUUCUUAGAUUAGAAAAUGCGAUCAAAAACUGCUUAAAUAGAUGUAAUAGUUCAAUUUUAAUAUAAACUUAUUAAAAAUCUUCAAACAAUUUUUUAUUUAUUGUUGAUUUAAUUUGUUAUUUUGUCACAAAGUUCACGUUGUUGGUGUAUGUUAUUUAUUUAAAUUACGAAAAUUUAUAUUUUAAGUGGUUUGUUUGUGUGUGUUUCAAAAGUUUAUUUACAUAAUCAGAUUUGCAAAAGAAUGUAGUAAGUAUGAACUAUAGGAAGGUUUUGCCAUUCGACUACGGGACCCUAAGACAGACAAAAUUUUGUGAAUCUGAUUUGGUUUAUAAUCUUUUGUUGUUGAUUGUUCGAGUUCGAAAAAUAUUUGUAUGCUUUUGAACUAUAAGACAUGUUUGGUCACUCGAGACAUCUCAUUCAAGGCCUGAAUACUGAAUUUGAAUUUUGUACGCACAACUUUGGUGUUACGGAAAAAUAUCUAAUUACUGAGUUUACCAUCACAAGGGCCAAGUUGUGAGAGAGAGAUGUGGCACUACGACAUCUAUAGCUCUAUCUCGCUUACUCAAAUGCAGCCACCUCACUUUAAGAGGCUAUAGUAGGCUCCCGAUCUAUUGUGCCUACCACACAAGUAAAUUUCUGUGAAAGCACAAUGCAAUGUAAAAUUUUUUGAAAAGUGUUUUAUUUUUAAAUAUUUUUAUUAUUUUAUGUGUUGAUGAUGAUGAAUUGUUGUUUAAGACGAAAUAAAGUUAAUGUACAAAAUG
Messenger RNA from Trichoplusia ni (cabbage looper), 3383 nucleotides. Its product is annotated as GMP reductase 1-like. Gene Ontology annotation, cellular component: GMP reductase complex. Lineage: Eukaryota; Metazoa; Arthropoda; Insecta; Lepidoptera; Noctuidae. Bases 106 to 1146 code for a protein of 346 amino acids. The record is from RefSeq and is a predicted model, not a curated record. Gene Ontology annotation, molecular function: GMP reductase activity. Gene Ontology annotation, biological process: nucleotide metabolic process. The transcript is spliced from 8 exons.